Callithrix jacchus (white-tufted-ear marmoset) is the source of this 9547-nucleotide messenger RNA. NCBI's taxonomy places the organism in Eukaryota, Metazoa, Chordata, Mammalia, Primates, Cebidae. The record is from RefSeq and is a predicted model, not a curated record.
AGAGAACUGGGGGGCUGAUAGCCUGCAGGGAAGCUGGGGCUUUGUCAGCCUUGCUGGUCAACACGGCAGCUUUGCCUAUUGGCUAGCAUUGCUGGUGGCUGAAUAUCUUUUGUCAAGAAUAAAGUGCACACAAUCUAUUCAGAGUCUCUGUAUGUCCUGAGCUAAGGGCAGAGGGUACGACCUGGGCACUGCCCUUGAAGACCUAGAAAGUGAGGCAGGAGUUUCAACAAACUCUGGUGAAGCAGUCUUUGGACAGUUACCUCCACAGGAAGAGGGUUACCAUGGGCUACUGUGCAGAGGGUGGGAGACGUCCUGGAAGACACAGGGGUGGGACUGACCCUUGAGUCAGUCUUGAGGGGCUUGGGGCAGCACUGUCCACACUGUCCAAGCAAGCCCUGGGGCCUCUUGAGCUGUUAAAAGUUGUUUCUGCAGAAAGGUUACAUGUUCCAACAUUUGGAAAUACUACCCACUACUUGGAAAGUCCCAGUGCAGAUUAGCACAUGAAAGGCCCUGAUAAUCCUGCAACCAAGAGAGCCCUUUGGUUUUGCUUUAGUGGCAUUUCCCAAAACUGACCACAGAACGUGCGUGCGUGUGUGUGCGUGCAUGCGUGCGUGCAUGCGUGUGUGUGUGUGUGUGUGAUUUCUGGAAGCAUACCUUGAACUUGGUUGCAUGGAGCACAGUUUGGGAAUGCUAGCCUGGGAACUGGGUCAUCUAGCUCAAGACUGGCCAGAAGCAACUCCCUUCCACUACAGAGGUAGGGAGACUAAGACAAGGGCCAUAAAAGGCAGCUCAUGAAUUGGCAACUGCCUAAAUAACUUCCCACCACAGUCUUCCUCCCAGAGUGCCAUCUUUACCUACUAUCUUAGUACAUUUGGACUGCUAUAACAAAAUAUCAAAGACUGGGUGGCUUCAAAUAACAGGAGUAUGUUUUCCAGUGUACUGGAGGCUGGGAAGCCGAAGAUCAAGGUGCCAGCAGGUUUGUUGUGGGUGAGGGUCACUUCCUAGAUGGCUGGCUUUUUCUUGUAACCUUGCAUGGCAGAUGGUGAGUGGGACAUCUCUGGGGCCUCUUUUAUAAUGGCACUGGUUCCAUUCUUGAGCACUUCAUCCUUAGAAUCGAAUCGCUUCUCAAAGGCCCCAUCUUUUAACACCAUCACCUUGGGGGUUAAGAUUCAACAUGUGAACUUUGAGAGGACACAAACAUUCAAGCCAUAGCACCUCCUCUAGAGAAGACUCUAGAAGGAGGACAGUGGUGAGCUGGCCUCUCAUUACCAGUGGCAUUUUUGCUGGCCAGCCAGGAAAGGCUGUCAGGGGUCACAGCUCUGGAGGGGACUCUUGGCUACUGGGGGUACUCACCUUGUGCCAAAGUCAUAUUCAGCGUAGGGCCUUCCUUCCUGCCUUCUAUCUUACAUUUAUGACCUUGUCCAGAUUCCUUGAAGUGGAGUUUCUCACCUGCCUAAUUGGGCACCCCUUGCCUGGUACCCAUGGCUACAUUUGGCACACUGUACAUGAUCCACCCAGCACCUGAUGCCCACAUCAUCAUGCACCAAGAUGGUCACCCUGACACAUGCCCAUCCCCCUAUGGCCCCCAUGCAAUAUGUAUUUACACGUUCAUACACAGUUCACGUAGUUAUAACAGCAGCACACAUUCAUUUACUCAUACAUAUCUGUAUAGAGUAUACAGUACAUCUACAUACCUGCAUUCCACAUGCCAACACAUGAACAGACUCACUCCACUCACCACCCACAUAAGUGUACAUACAUGCACACCCCAUGAUACAUACCCACAGAAAUACAAGCUUAAAUUUUUCCAGAAGGGACUCCUUUCUCUUUCUUUGCUCUGACAUGUCACCUGUGCCCCUACUCCACCAUCACUGAAUUCAAACAAUAUUUCAACAGGAGAUGGAGGCCUUUAGCCAGGAAAACACCAUGAGUGUGAGUGUGUCCGCAUAUGCAGGCCAGCCGCAGAGCCUGGGUCACAGCUGAUUCGGUGUGGUCCCCACUAUGAUGAAAACAAGCAUCACAAAGCUCUGUUUGGAUGCUAUGUGGCCUGGGAGGGCUUCCUGGAGGAGUUGAGCCUUCAGCUGGGAUGGAAGAGUGAGCUCCAUGUCAGUAGAGAGUGAGAGAAGGGAGCACUGAGGUGCCCCCUUUCAAAGGUCUCAGCAUCCUCACGCUACCUCCUGCCGCCACUUCCACCUGGGCCCCCCACAGCCGCAGCAGCUCGCUCCCGACUUCCCGCUGGCCCACCCCGUGCAGUCGCAGCCCGGCCUCAGCGCCCACAUGGCCCCGGCCCACCAGCACAGCAGCGCCCUGCACCAAUCGCUGACCCCGCUGCCCACCCUGCAGUUCCAGGACGUCACAGGUCCCUCCUUCCUACCUCAGGCCCUGCACCAGCAAUACCUCCUGCAGCAGCAGCUCCUGGAAGCCCAGCACCGGAGGCUCGUCUCGCACCCCAGGCGGAGUCAGGAGCGUGUGUCUGUCCACCCCCACCGCCUCCACCCCAGCUUCGACUUCGGCCAACUGCAGACGCCUCAGCCCAGGUAUUUGGCUGAGGGCACUGACUGGGAUCUCAGUGUGGACACUGGCUUGAGUCCUGCUCAGUUCCAGGUGCGGCCCAUCCCUCAGCACUAUCAGCAUUACCUAGCGACUCCUCGAAUGCACCACUUUCCCAGAAACUCCUCGUCCACGCAGAUGGUCGUCCAUGAAAUCAGAAACUACCCUUACCCUCAGCUUCACUUCCUCGCUCUCCAGGGACUAAAUCCCAGCAGACACACCUCUGCCGUACGGGAGAGCUAUGAGGAGCUGCUGCAGCUUGAGGACAGGUUGGGUAAUGUGACUCGGGGAGCUGUACAGAACACCAUUGAGAGGUUCACCUUCCCCCACAAGUAUAAGAAGCGAAGACCCCAGGAUGGCAAGGGCAAGAAGGAUGAGGGGGAGGAGUCAGACACAGAUGAGAAAUGCACAAUUUGUCUGUCUAUGCUUGAAGAUGGAGAAGAUGUGAGACGCCUACCCUGUAUGCAUCUCUUUCACCAACUGUGCGUGGACCAGUGGCUCGCCAUGAGCAAGAAAUGCCCCAUCUGCCGAGUGGACAUUGAGACACAACUGGGAGCCGACAGCUGAGGGAGGAAUUAGCCAGUGGACACCCCAUUUCCUUCACCAGGUCCCCCCACGGCCAUAGCCCUUGCAGCCAAACUUUGCCUUCUGAGCCAUUUGACGUAGAGGAAAAGCCUGCAAGCACAUUUUGUGGAAAGAGGAGUUGGUGGUAUCGGUGUCGAGGGAGAGGAGGGAGUGGGGGAGGACCCACCUCUCCAGAAUGGCGACUGUCCCCAUCCACCUGGCUGAGCAGGAGAGAGGGAGCUGGCCGUGCCCAGUGCAAGGGCGGGAAGGAGGGGCCCAGGCUGCGGAGAACCCAGGUGGGAUUCUGAAGGCACUAGCUGACCGACUGGCCCCUCAAUCCUGUCCUCCGAAGGAUUGUAUAUAUACCUCUCGACCACGUAGGAACCAUGUAGGGGUCUCUAGCUAUUUCUGUGGAUGGCAGCCGGAGCAUGUUAGCUUAAGAAAAAUGUUGUGUGUGGUGCUCUAGUCAUCUUGUGGUGGACAUGUCGCUAUUACCGAAUUUGCACCAAAUAUUUCUCAUUGAGUUUCUUGUUUUGGUGCCUGACCGAACCAACCAACGACAGCCCCAGUCUUCCCGUCUUUAUGAGAGAAAAGGAAAAAGGAAUCAAAGGUGGAAGAAAAAAAGCCAAAUCCUGUUUACGGUGAAAAAGGAUAUUGUUUUUCACCCAACUUGGGAGGCGGGAGGGGGGGUUCUCGUUUCGUUUUUGUUUUUGUUUUUUCCUUGGCUUUUGUUUUUCUCAGGUUUACAGUGCACGGAGUAUGGAAGGGGGUCUGGGAGAGGGAGGGCUGGAAAAGGAGCUGAUGGGGUCUUAUCCCAGCCUCUGAGGGUUCAGCCGAGAUGAGGAAGGUGGCAGAGCUCCAGCAGGUGAAGGGAGAGUUCUACGGGGGGCUCCCCAGACCCAGGGCUCAACUGCAUGGCCCCAGCUAUCCCCCAAGUUCCACACUAAACCAGGGAGGGCUUGGCCUUCAGCUACAGCUGCCCGCUGUGUUCCUGGGAGCCCAGAGGCCCAUGCUCAUUCCUACUCUUUCCUUUAGGCUGCCCUCUUGCCCAUCACAAAGAGGCAACAUAGCCACUGCCUCCCUAUGCAAAACAUUAACCAGAUGAUGCGGAUAAGACAGCAUAGGUGAUGGCCGCUUGGUCUUGGCCACAAUGCUCUCAGCCAGCACUCAGGGCUGAGGUCAAUACCAUGGACCUUGGAGAGGAAGCUGAGUGUCCCCCAGGAUGUCUCCAGUCCUGACACAGUCCUUCAGAGAUGGCCCUGGCUCUGAGGCCACCUUGGCUAGGUUUGGGAGGCUCCGAGUUUCUGGUCUCUGGCUCCUUCUCUGACUCUUCGAUAACCUUGGGCAAGUCCCUUUCUUUCUCUGUGCCUCAGUUUCCUUCUCCUUUGAGUGGGGAGAGAUAACAGUGCAGCCCCAUUUCCUGUCCUGCUACCUCACCUAGAUGUGAGGAUGAAUAAUCUCUGUCUAGAGUGUUCUAUGCGCUCUUCUGGGAACCUCUUGGGGUGUCGAGAUGGAGGUGCUGGGAGACACAGACCUGGAAGUUCCAUACAGUGUGUCUUUCUGCACCACCUCAUAAUUUCCCUGAACUCCAAAGGAAGCAGACAGAUAAAAGGACAGAAGAAUCAAGAUGGGAAAAUCCACCAAAUUCCAACCCAAACCCAACUUUCUCCCUACGUGGUAAACACCAGAUUAGCUGGAAUUCUGCCUCCUUCCUUGGCGCUCCACCCCCCACCAUUCCCCCAUUUGCACUGCUCUCUAAGCCUUCCCCUCACCGCCAUCCCUAACCCAGUCUCAAUGCCCUCAUAUCAAUAAGACUGGGGUAAGGGGGACAAGAUACUUGUCACAUAUUUAAAGAAAUUCCAUACAGUGAAGGAAAUUUGAGUCUGUAUUGCUGCUACAAUGGGUCAAAGUAACAGGCGGGCAGAUUUUGGCUGGAGGAAGGGCUUCUAGCAUGACUGGCUCCUGCGGGAAUGGCUGCUCUGGCCACCUGCAGGCAGAGAGUGGGGACAGAGGCUCCAGAAGGAGGUUUCUCCCAGCGCUAAAAUCCUGGUGUUCUAUAAAAUCUUUAUUGAGUGCCUUCCGGUGCAGGCACUGGGAGAGACAAUAGCUUUGAGGCGCUCACAGUCUAGCUGAGGCGAUGAGACACAUCCAAUAUUACAGAAACGGAGAAUAACCUAAGAUUCAAGGUUAGCAGCAAUGAGCAUCACAGUGUCCAACUCAGUAGCUCCAGCACAUGAAAACAUCUCUGCUGGAGAUCCACCAGUGGGGAAAAAUACAUCUGAGUCAGGAUGUUGGGGAAAGAUAGUCACCGAUAGCCACAGGAAGCUGAGAAUUCUGCCCCAUCCUCUCCAAUGGCUGGGUGAAAACCAAGAAUUCAUCGAAAGAUGGAUUCGACCUGGAGGUAGCUAGGGUGGUCUAGGAAGGUCACUCCUCUCUUAGUCUCAGUCUUUCAUUCUUUCUGCUGAGGCUGCCCUGAAAGGCUGGCAGGCGGGAGGGAGUCAGUGGGGAGGCUAGGUAGAACUAGAGCUGGUGUCCCAGGUUCCAGUCUGGGCUCUUCACUAACAAAGUGGGCAACACUAGAAACUUCCCUUCAUCUCUCUGGGCCUCAGUUUCCUCAGUUACAACCUAAGGAGGUCAGAUUGGAUGCUUGCUAAUUUCCUUCUGACACUCACACUUUGUGAUACUCCCUAACAUCAGCACAUCUUCUUCAAGGCGGCAGAGCUGUGUGCCCACCCAGCUGAUGAAAAGGACUUUCUGUGAGCACACUCUGUAUCAGAGGCUGGGUGAGCACACGUGCUGAGUGAGAGAGUGGGCCCUGGUCCCCUCCCAAUGCUCUGCCCCAGGCUAAUAUUAGGGACUGGGGAGGGGACUACCAGAAGGGAGAGGGAAGCUGCUUACUUUGGGGGUAGACCCUGAAGCCUCCCCUCCUUCCUAUCUCUGAGGACCUUGUCCCCCACAGGUGGGGACGGGAGCUAAUGGGCACUCAGAACCCUGCAGCUCCCACUUCCUUAGCCGGGAAGCUGUUUCGGGGAGAAGAGAGGACUGGGGUCUGUGCUUUGGCUCCCUCCAGGUCCCGGCACUGGUCAGGGAGUCUGGGAAGAGUGGAGAAGAGGCGGGGUCAGGCCUCAGCAUCUCACAUCCACCACCUCCAGGAGGGGAGACCACUGGUAAGUCCUCCUCCUGCUCAACUCAAGGGACUCAGACCCUUUCUUGACUGAGACGCAUGAGUGCCUUCUGGGGUGAGAACAGCCCCAGGGUUUAAGUUGGGUGUCCUAGCCGCCGCCGCAGCUGUGCCACCGCGGGUCCACCGAGGAUGCCAAUCAAUCAACCCAACGCCACAAGCCUGGCAGGGCGCAGGCAGAGGGCAAGCAGGGGCUGCCCCUCCACCUGGCCAGGACCCCCUUCGGCCCCCUGUCGCCCUUGGCCACCACCUGUGGCAGGACUGAAGCUCCUCUUCUGCAAACGUUCCCAGCCUCCGUGCAAGUAUUCUUAACUCUUUUACGCCUAAUGAACAAGCACAGUUUUUCAAUGGUGAAGAAAAAAGCACCAGACUUUUUUUUUUUCCUAAAGAAAUCCCCUAAGCCCCCCGCCUGCCAGCGGGACAAACACACCCCGUGUGGGGCUGUAGCAACGUCUGUCAGGCCCACUUGUGUUUCAUCUCCUGCGCGCGUAGAGCAAAUGCUAGAGCGAUUUCAGCUGAUAGAAAAACAAAAAUGAAAAAAAAAAACACAAAAAACAAAAAACAUGGCACGUUGCUAGUUUACAGGGUUUUGUGAGUUUAAAUGCCUUAUAUUUAACAAUCAUAAUUUAUGACUAACUUGUAGAUAUUGUGGGUUCUUAUUUAAUUAUUUUUAUAGUUGUUUUGCAUUUUUAAUUAUAAUUUAUUUAUUUAGAAAGGAUACUAAUUUUUUUUAUUACUCCUAUUACCUCAUUUUGGCGUUGUUUCUGGGAGUGGAAUGCUUUGCAUGCAUUGGUACGAUGACAAACAACUACGAAUACAAAAAAAAUUUAAAUAAAAUUCUGCAAACUUUAUUUCGUCCAAACUAUCAGGGUGUGUGAUUGCAAGCUGUCCUACCGUGGUGCUGGCCUCUUUGGAUACAUUCCAUACGAAAUGCAAACCUUUGAUUCUGUAUGCUGUGAUCUAGUGAAAAACUCCAAUAUAGUGACUGUAUUUAGCACAUAUAUAAAUAUAAUUUGCACUUGUCAGCAGACUGGGGUAAUCCUUUCACUUGCUAUCCUUGGCAUCCCCCUCCCCACAAUCCCACCACUCCACCAUGAACCUGCCUUUCCUCCUCCCUCGCCCCUCCCACAAUCUCAGCCCACCCAGCUGCUAUCCUCUGAGGAAAGUCUUAGGGCACUGGGGGUCACUAUCUCCAUCUGGCCUCCAACUCCAGAAUUAGAGGCCUCCAGACAUUACAACAGGAACAUCAGAGAGCCAAAAAACCUGACUUCUUAGAUAAGCCCUGGACUGGGGAGCCGGCAGGCUCAGGUUUUCAGAUUUGUUAUGACAGCAGUCCCAGUGACCCUGAGCAAGUCCCUUGGCCCCCUGAGUCUCAGUUUUCUGGGUGGGGUGGGUGAGGAGAACUGGGGGUUCUUUACAGUCCCUCGGAUUCAGGCGGAAUAUGACACAGAUCCUGUGCUGUGCUAUCUCACUUUCUCAGGAGAGAAGAAAGAGGGAGAAAAGGCCAGGCAUGGUGGCUCACGACUAUAAUCUCAGAACUUUGGGAGGCCAAGGUGGGCGGAUCACCUGAGGUCAGGAGUUUGAAACCAGCCUGGCCAAGAUGGUGAAACCCUGCCUCUACUAAAAAUGCAAAAAUUAGCUGGGCGUGGCGGUGUGUGCCUAUAAUCUCAGCUACUUGGGAGGCUAAGGCGGGAGAAUGGUUUGAACCCAGGAGGCGGAGGUUGUAGUGAGCUGAGAGCUUACCACUGCACUCCAGUGUGGGUGAUAAGAGCAAAACUCAGUCUAAAAAAAAAAGGGACUGCGGAGAAAGGGUAGAGGAAGGAGAAAAGGAGACAAAAGAGAGAAGAAUAGAGAGAGUGAGCUGAGAAUUUAUCCGAGCUUGCUGAGUUGACUUCCAGGAGGGUUUUCAUCCUAUUAUAUAUGGCAUCCUGUGGGUGACAGGGAGGUGAGUUAGGUGGGCAUGUAUGGAACGUGCCCUUUCACAAGGCUUGGGCAGUCAUUUGGAGAGUGAGCUGAAAUCCAUGUCUUGUUAGAGAUAGGGAUGAGGUGGGAAGAUAGGAGCCCCAAACUAUGGGUUUGGGAUUGCACCCCCAUCCUAUUAUCUCCCAGAGCCUUCGUUGUUGAGAUGCCACCCAUUGAAAUUCGACUGGGAUGUAGACUCUGGAAUCAAGGUCUCUGCUCCCGGUAUCUCCUCCAUCUCCCUCUGCCUUUGCUCCCUGGGGGCUGUAGGCAGGAGGAGCUUCUAUGGAGGACCGGGAGUGGGCCACCAAUCCCCCUGCCCCUGGAGAAGAAUAAUAGGGGAGGACAUGGGGAAGCUGCCACAUCAAAGGCUGGCACAACUGUGAACCCAAUGCCUCUGAGCCAAAAGGAGAGAGGGGUUCAUGCCCCUGAUAGUAGCCCCCUGAGGGGGCUGGGACUUAGCCUGUCUGCCUUCCUCCUGCCUCUUCUCCCUGCCCUCCUUCCCAGCCCAUCCUCCCUCUUGCCUCUUGACAUCACUGCCUUUGCCUUGUGGGGAUAAGUCCCAUGGGGAAGGUGCUGAUGUGGAGGGAGGAAGUGGAGAUCGAGAUUUGCUGAACUGCCCAGCGAGGCUGUGAGCACUGGGCUCUGUGUGGUCCCUAAGCCCCAACUCUGCCCCGGCUGGGCGAUGAGUGCCCCUCCCUGGGCUUCCUGCCCGGCUUCCCCUUCUGCCUCCAGCCUGGAGCCUUGCUUUCCCUGGAGACAGCCUGUGGAGUCCCCCACCACACUGGAGGGAGCAUGACCACCACACUGCUGGGCCCGGCAGAUGCCAUGUCCUUGGCAGGGCUCCGGGACGGGCAUGCCUUAUGCUGCACUGCAGGGUCAGAGUGGGAAGGGGCCCUUUGCCCUGGCUGGCCUUUGCCCUCACCCUUGAGCCCUCCCCCCACUCCACCCCUGGCCUUGGAUGCGGCUCUUUUCUCAGCCAUGGAGCCAGCCGCACCAGCCCUCAAGGGGGUAAUUUGGUUGCCCCUGGUAAGUGAAAGGAUUAUCCUCAGUGUUGAUUGUCCUUUUUUGUAAUCCUCCUGCUGUUCUGUUCUGUUGUGCUGUGCAACAUUUUGCUACAUAGACUAUUUUAUAGCAGAAAGCUAGAAGAAUAUUUAUUAUGAAUAUUAAAGCAAUAGUGCAUCAAUGAAAAGGCGGAGACAUUAGGAAUUGUGUAAAUGCUUAGAUUCACUUUUGGUGGAUUUUUUGUACUUUAUUUAUAACUAAUAAAAAUGAACUGCAUUGCUAACUACA